This is a messenger RNA of Schizophyllum commune H4-8, 1190 nucleotides long. RefSeq lists its product as uncharacterized. The record is from RefSeq and is a predicted model, not a curated record. Bases 44 to 1147 code for a protein of 367 amino acids. The transcript has 4 exons. NCBI's taxonomy places the organism in Eukaryota, Fungi, Basidiomycota, Agaricomycetes, Agaricales, Schizophyllaceae.
UUCCAGUCCGUGACGUUGCAGCGGAUAUCGAGAGCAAGCUACGAUGGCGACUUUUGGCAAACCCAUGUUCGAGCAAAUCGACUACAUUCGAUUCCCGUCCGAGAGAAUGUACCACAACCAAUGGUUUGAAGAUCCUAACAAGGGGCAGAGACUAUCCGACCUACUCGCUGGUAUGCCUCAUGGUCGACCGUCGAAUGUUGAGCGCAUGUGCACCUAUCCCUGCGUUCUCACGAAUGCAGCGGGGCCACAAAAGGGCGCCAAGGUCAAGAUUCAGCCUCUUAUCGGCAGUGCAGACGACGGCGUUUACCUGCGAGAGUCAGAUAUCAAGAAACUCGGUCUCAGAUUCACCGGAAGGACAAUGAAAACACGCCAAGGAGAGUGCAAGGUGUACGAAGGAGCGGUCGUGCUCAGUUUCCCGAACGAUUACAACGAGGGGAAGACUGUCUACGCUGCAAUCCACGUUCUCGAGCUUCCUGCGUGGGUCUACAAAGGUGUUCGCGUUGACAAUACCGUCAACAGCAAGAAACACGGGAUUGUGGGCAUACAUCUCCUCACUCAACACGUCGUGUAUAUGCAUCGCGGCGACACGCAUCUCAUCGACCUUGGGACGCUCAUCGAUACACCUGCUCUGCAUGACUGCUGCAAGACCAUGACCUCUUUCAACAGUAUGCGAUACGAGAAGCGUGGCCCCGGCCAGCAGCUGAGUAUGGUUCUCUCGCCCUUCCCGGGAGAUCCGCUCAAGAUCGCGCUCGAGGUGGCGCUCCGCUGCCCGAAGCGCCCGCCGUUCACGGUCUUCGACGUCGUACCUCACAGACCAACGGAGGUGGCCAUGUAUCUCUCCGAGGUCUGUCGAGUUUGUGGCAAGGUGGAUGGCUCGGAUGGAGUGAAGAUUGUGAUGUGCACGCGCUGUGUGCAGGAGGAGCGCCCCAGGAGAGCGCUGUACUGCAGCAAGGAGUGCCAGCGCACCGACUGGAGGGAGCGGCACAAGGCGGAACAUGCUGGUGAAAGGCCAUGGGAGGUCAUGGCUAGAACGGACGGGACGACGGCGCCGAAGGAAGAUGGUGCGUUGUCCGUGCCGGUGCACAUCUACGACGAGACUGGAGCUACGUCGAAUGGUAUAAUUUCCGCAGAUAGGCAUCGACGGUAGGUAUUGUGAGGUAGAAAUUGGAAAUGAUCAUGUAUCGACUGCA